AUGUCUGCCGCCGACUCCAAGCCUCGCCUCCCGCGCGUCUUCAUCGUCCGCCACGGCGAGACCGAGUGGAGCCUGUCGGGCCAGCAUACCGGCCUGUCCGACAUCCCGCUCACGCAAAAGGGCGAGGACAUCCUGCGCGAGCUCGGCGGCCGCAUCGUCGGCAAGGGCAAGGUCCUCGACCCGACCCACAUCCAGCACGUCUUUGUCUCGCCGCGUCAGCGCGCCCAGAAGACCUUCAGCCUGCUGUUCGACAACCGCGGCGUCGAAGUGCCGAGCUACUCGACCGAGGACGGCGUGCGCGAGUGGGACUAUGGCGUCUGCGAGGGCAAGAAGACGGCCGAGAUCCGCAGCGAGCUCGGCGAGGACUGGGACAUCUGGACCAUGGGGUGCCCCGAGGGCGAGUCGCCCGACGAGAUGACGGCGCGCUGCGACGCCAUGAUCCAGAAGGUCGUCGACCUCGCAGACGCGCACCACGGCAAGGAGGAGACGGCGGGCAGCCACGGCGACAUCGUCAUCAUCUCGCACGGUCACUUCAGUCGGUGCUUCAUGACCCGCUGGUGCAAGCUCAACCUGUCUCAAGGCCGCAUCUUUGUCGCCGACACGGGCGCGCUCCACAAGCUCGGGUUCCAGCACCGCAACUUUGACGAGCGCAGCCUGCUCGGCCUCAACCUGUACAGCGUCGAGGAGUAG
Rhodotorula graminis WP1 is the source of this 690-nucleotide messenger RNA. RefSeq lists its product as uncharacterized. Gene Ontology annotation, biological process: ribose phosphate biosynthetic process. Lineage: Eukaryota; Fungi; Basidiomycota; Microbotryomycetes; Sporidiobolales; Sporidiobolaceae. Gene Ontology annotation, molecular function: sedoheptulose-bisphosphatase activity. The transcript is spliced from 5 exons. The record is from RefSeq and is a predicted model, not a curated record. The coding region runs from base 1 to 690 and encodes 229 amino acids.